Cherax quadricarinatus is the source of this 2489-nucleotide messenger RNA. RefSeq lists its product as uncharacterized. The record is from RefSeq and is a predicted model, not a curated record. NCBI's taxonomy places the organism in Eukaryota, Metazoa, Arthropoda, Malacostraca, Decapoda, Parastacidae.
GUCCGGAAUCAACACAUCAACACCUCUCUCUGCAACCUUCAACGAGUCUAGUAAGUCUUGGUAAUGUCUGGUAUUGGAAUCACCAUCGGGGCGGGAGGCGCGGCUGCGGCUGCGGCUGCCGCCAUUGCCGCCGCAGGCGCCGUCGGCUUGGGCGCCCUAGGUGUUGCCGCACUCUCCCGCAGGCGCAGCCGAAGCCGCGGCCACAGAAACACUUACGGUGGCUACCGCAACACCUAUGGCGGCAGCCGCCACCGCAGGAGCGGCCGCAGGCGACACCGCAACAGGUAUGGCCGCAAUGUGGAGAAAGAGCCGCAGGUAGAGCUGGAAGAAGCUCUUAAUAAGAUCCGCAAGACAGACGUCACAGGCUGCGGCUUGCGGCUGGUCUGCGACUUGGCCGCAACAGAUCGACUCUCUGUUGAAGAACUUGCAAUAUUGCAAUUAAUAGGGCCAACAGUUAAACCCGGGGAAGGACUCUUGCCCCCGGGGGCAUCAGGAGAGUACAAACAAGCCAAGUGGUAUGGAGAGUCUGGGGGAGACUGUCAUGAAGCCUUCCCAGACUGUCCUUAUAAUGGCACUCAACUCAUGAACAUUGUCAUGGAUUAUCUUCCUUGAUUAAAGAGUAUGUACAUGUUUGCUUGAGGACCACUAUCCCAAAACAUAAGAUAGUGCACAACUUAUUACUACAGUGCACCACACCCAUCAUUACCACAGUGCACCAGUCCACCACACACAUCAUUUCUCUCACAGAAGUAUCCGGUAUUAGUGUAGCAAACUGUUACAUAGAUCAGUGUUAUGUGAUUCUUCAUGUACACAUCAACUCAUCCCUAAUGUAGACAAACCUGCACUUACAAACACAGGCUAUAUAAACCUGCACUUAUGAACACAAGUAACACAAACCUGCACUUAUGAAAGUGACUCAGAACUUAGAAGUGGUGGCACAGUAUCAACAUGUUUAAGUUUAUUCAGGUAUACACAAAUACAGUUACAUAGAUUAUCAUACAUAGCAGCAUGUGUGUAUAGAGAACCUGUGAUAACCCAAAAAAGUCAGACAAGAGUGACUUAUUUCCAUUGGGGAAUUUAAUCAUCCUCACUCUAUUUCUAAGCAACUUUUUUGAGUUGAUAAACUAGGAAUGAUGUUUUAGAACCUUCUGCAUUAUUAUAAUCAAAAUACAAUGCUGAGAACGUCCUGUAGUUCAUUACUGUACAGUACUACGCACAUUAUGUUCACGGGUGAGCGCUGAACUGACUGUAAUAAUAAUAAUAAUAAUAAUAAUAAUAAUAAUAAUAAUAAUAAUAAUAACAAUAAUAAUAAUAAUGAUAAUAAUAAUACAUGUACAGUAGAACCCUCAUAUCCGUGGGUCUGGUAUCCGUGGUUUCAGUUAUCCACAGUUCACUGUGGCCCAAAAAUAACACUUAAUUUUGCUUAAUAAUGGCCCCAAAGUGCAAAAGUAGAGACGGAAGUUUUUCAAAGCCUACGAGAAGCCUUGAACUGUUUCCCAUCUGUAAAAGAAUUGAUAUAUUCACCUAUUGUGCAUAAUUUAUCAAUUAAACUUUAUAACAGGUUCAUAUAAGACUUAUAUACAGGGUUUGCUACUAUCCACAGUUUCAAUAUCCGCGGCAGGUCCUUGGAACAUAUCCCCCGUGGAUACAGAGGCCCUACUGUAUUAAUACCAAAAUUAAGCACUAAUCCCACAAGGGUCUAUUAAUAACAUAGUUCCUUAAAUUAUGUUUUUCAAAAAAAUAUACAUUUGUGUUACAGAACCAACUUAGUCGUUUCCUAACACGAUUAAGCUCGUAGUUAUGCAAAGUAUUUCGAGAAGAUUAUUUUUACAAUUAAGUCAUACAGCAUUUCGAACAGAGUAAAACUAGAAUCUAAAAUUGCUAGACAAUGAAUAAUUCAAGUUAAUGUUAAACUUAGCAUCUAAAUAACCUAAAUUAUUUGUAAUCGAGAUUAUCACAUGCAAUGAUAAUUUCAUAUAUUAUUAUAAUCAUAACUGAGUGCUAAACCCAUAAGGGAUAAUUUCACAUUACAAAAUUGUUUAUUAAAACAGAAAUGAUAUGAAAGGACAGUCACACAAAACAGGAGCACACAGGUUUGAUCCAAGGAUAGAGAGGCUUGCUUUAUAUUUCUACUGUAAUAUUUCAAAGGUAUACAAAUGGUGAUAUUAAUUGUAUUAGAGGUAUUAUAAUCACAAGAAGCAAUCAAUCAGUGUUGCGAGUCCCGUGUUUAUUUUCAAACAAUAGAGGAUUUGUAUAUUUCUGUCUUAAUAAAUUUCCAAGAUUUAUUCCAUCAUGGUCUCAAUCUACCGAUGCAUUUUUUCCCGAUGUCACAUAUAUUGUAAUAAUCAAGUUAAGCACUAAACCUGAGAGGUGGGUCACACAGCUGACCUAGUUAUAAAAAGAACAUACAGAGGUAUACAUGUGUAUAUAUACCAGACAUGGUCAAUUACUAUAAUUAUUAUAAUCACAACUAUAAUUAUUCUAAUCAC